UCUUCCUCAGACACAACAGCAGCAAAAACCAUCUUUCCCUCUUCGUCAACCUCCACUUCAAAUUUCAAACCAUGGAUAGAGUAAUGAGGCUUGCUUCUCAAAGGGCAGUAGUGAUCUUCAGCACGAGCUCGUGCUGCAUGUGUCACACUAUCAAAACUCUCUUCUCUGAGCUUGGAGUGAACCCUGCAAUCUAUGAGCUUGAUGAAGAGCCAAUGGGGAGAGAAAUGGAGAAAGCACUUAUCAAGCUUCUAGGUCGAAAACCGCCAGUGCCAGCUGUGUUUAUUGGUGGGAAGCUGAUCGGAUCGACAGACAAGAUUAUGUCCCUCCAUCUUGGAGGCAAUCUUGUCCCUCUAUUGCGCUCUGCUGGUGCUCUUUGGCUCUGAUACCAUGAUAAAUGUUCUGAAACCAGUAGAUGGUAUUAUAUUGUGCUUUUUGUUAUAUUACCAGCACAAUAGUGAGAAAAAAAUAUUAGAAUGGCUUAACUGUUUUUCGGUAUGCUGCUUCCUUUACUUAUGUUUG
Molecule: messenger RNA, 519 nt
Organism: Asparagus officinalis (garden asparagus)
Lineage: Eukaryota; Viridiplantae; Streptophyta; Magnoliopsida; Asparagales; Asparagaceae
Product: glutaredoxin-C1-like
Exons: 1
Coding region: 72-383 (103 amino acids)
Source: RefSeq, a predicted model, not a curated record